Molecule: messenger RNA, 429 nt
Organism: Sinocyclocheilus grahami
Lineage: Eukaryota; Metazoa; Chordata; Actinopteri; Cypriniformes; Cyprinidae
Product: vitelline membrane outer layer protein 1 homolog
Exons: 2
Coding region: 54-395 (113 amino acids)
Source: RefSeq, a predicted model, not a curated record
GACACACGUCUGUUCCGAUCUCCAGCAGGAGACAUAAAGACGACUCUCAAACCAUGUACAAGUUUCUGUCUCUGACGCUGAUUUCACUGCUGGCUGUUUUCGGGCAGUAUGUGAUCGCAGGAGGACGCUUCGAGCGAACCAUCAGCAGACCUUUUGGGUCAGUGCUGAAGGUCCAUAAUGGGAUGCGAUGGGGCUCGUGGGGUCAGAAAGAAAUGUGUCCAACUGGAAUGUACGCCACAGGUUUUAGUCUGAAGGUGGCAGGUAUGUGGGAAUCUCUGCUGGUUGGUGAUAACACAGCGCUCAAUGGGAUUCGUCUUCACUGCAUCAACCCGUCCAAAAGCUCAUCGGCCCCAUACGAGGACUACGCCACAAUUCAGUCCGACGUAGGAAGGUGAAGAGCUUGAACUGGACGUAAUACAGAGGCUCUGU